Messenger RNA from Striga hermonthica, 948 nucleotides. The record is from the annotation of a GenBank genome assembly. NCBI's taxonomy places the organism in Eukaryota, Viridiplantae, Streptophyta, Magnoliopsida, Lamiales, Orobanchaceae.
AUGCACUCUACUUUAAAGGAGCAUGGUGUAAUAAGGGAGGAGACAAGUGGUGUUGUGCUCUUUGUUGGGCAAGUUGUGAAUCCUCUGCUCCUUGCCCUGAAGCCUGCUUUCAAAGAAACCAUCGAGAAUGCUUACCGGAGCGCAGUAGGUCAUGUCGAUUUUCGGAAUCAGUCUAAUGUGGCAAGAGAAGCAGUGAAUGCUUGGGCCGAGGAGAAAACUAAUGGUGUGAUACAAAAUCUGCUCUCACCUGGCUCAGUCACUAGCAAGACUAUGCUCAUCCUUGCAAAUGCACUCUACUUUAAAGGAGCAUGGGAUUCAUCAUUCGACCCGUUUCGAACCCAAGUCCGCCACUUCUUCCUCUUGAAUGGAAGUUCGGUCCGUGUCCCCUUCAUGACCAGCUCAAAGGACCAAUUCGCGCUCGCCUUUGACGAUUUUAAGGUUCUAAAGCUACCGUACCAAACGGGCCAGGACACGCGGGCCUUCUCCAUGUACUUCUUUCUUCCCAAUGCCAGGGAUGGCUUGCGGGUGCUCGUCGAGAAAUUCGGGUCGAUCUCUGGGUUCAUAGAGCACCACACGCCACGUCAAAGAGUGGAAAUGGGGGAUUUUCGUCUCCCCAAGUUUAAAAUAAGCUUCGAUUUUGAGGCUUCCGAGUUUUUUAAAGGGCAAGGCUUGGUUCUCCCUUUUGAGGGUGGUUUGACCGAGAUGGUUGACUCUCAGCUCGGAAUCUCGCUCUUUAUUCAUAAGGCAUUCGUAGAGGUGGAUGAAAAGGGCACGAAGGCUGCAGCAGCAGUUUCUUGUCAUGUCACCUCGGUUGGAUUUUCGAUGUCCAAACCCGUGGACGUGUUUGACUUUGUAGCUGACCAUCCUUUCCUCUUUGUAAUAAGGGAGGAUAUCAGUGGUGUUGUGCUCUUUGUUGGGCAAGUUGUGAAUCCUCUGCUGUCUGUCUGA